Messenger RNA from Desarmillaria tabescens, 777 nucleotides. RefSeq lists its product as uncharacterized. The coding region runs from base 100 to 777 and encodes 225 amino acids. The record is from RefSeq and is a predicted model, not a curated record. NCBI's taxonomy places the organism in Eukaryota, Fungi, Basidiomycota, Agaricomycetes, Agaricales, Physalacriaceae. The transcript is spliced from 4 exons.
AUUCGGUGGAAAAUUGUCCUCCACAUAUUUGUUGAUGGAAAAACAUGUGUCGUGGUCAACAUCAGAGCAAGCAACUCCAACUGACCAUAUGUUGUCCUCAUGGUUUUCAUUGAUGCAACACUUGUCUGGGGGGUUCCCAUACGCUUACGUGGUGACCACGGUGUGGAAAACCUGUAUGCGGCUCAGUGGAUGGAGAAUUAUCGAGGAGUACUGAGCAACCCAUACAUUUGGGGCCACUCAGUUCAUAAUACGAGAGGAGAGCGAAUGUGGGUGGAGACUUCCAGAAGUUGGGCCGAUCGCUGGCACGAAUUCUUCACAGAGCUCGAGGCUAGCUAUGGUCUGGACCACGAAAAUUCGGCACAUAUCUGGUUGGUCCUUCACCUGUUUCUUGCCGAUAUAGACGAGGCUGCCUGCCAGUGGGCAGAUGAAUGGAAUAAUCACAAGAUUCCAUUGCAGGCCAUCCCUAACAUGGGUGUCAACCAGGAGAUCCUUACCCUACUACAACAGCGUCAUCAGGCUCUUACCCCCGAUGUGCUAGCUCACCUUCAGGAUGGCCAUGAGGACGCAUCACUACCUGUCAAUCUGCCUACCCAAUCUUUGGCAUAUGUGCCUUGCGAGGCCCCUGCCUGCCCCCUCAGCCCUGUGGAGGUUGAUGUUCUAAACCAAACUAUGGCUACCAGUCUAGGAAUGGCAAGCAAUACAUGGGAGGCCCGUCGAGUGCACUGGAUCCAUGGCUUAGAGACUCUGAAUGCCAUAUUGGCCCACCGUCGGGGAUGA